Messenger RNA from Dimorphilus gyrociliatus, 3113 nucleotides. The record is from the annotation of a GenBank genome assembly. NCBI's taxonomy places the organism in Eukaryota, Metazoa, Annelida, Polychaeta, Dinophilidae.
GUUGUCUUGGUAGCAUUUGUAAACAAAACAUGGCUGCGCUGGAAGCCGAACCUCCAGAACGAUUCUAUUUGGAACGAAGGGAAAUUUUUGAGGAUACAGAUACCGACUUUCCUUAUGAAGAAAUACCUGUUGACGAUGAAUUUAAAACCUCUGUAGAAAUCGAUGAGGAUCUCGAAACAGCAGUUAGAACAAUCAGGGAAGCUGAGGAGGAUUGUAAAGCUAAGGAGCAAAGAGAUGCUGAGAGAGCAUCAGCAACGCUAGUAGAAACUGCAGAAGUAACAGAUGAUUUUGUCCGUAAUUUCCUAGUUAAGAUGAAAAUGGAAAAAACCUUAGAUUGCUUUCAAACGGAAUGGUAUGAAAAUUUACAGAAAGGUCGACUCAAUAUGGAAGAUGUUGGAUUAGUUCCAGAUGUUUAUUUAAAAAACCAGAAAUUAGAUCAUGAUUUGAAGCAUUAUAGGUCUCAAAUGGAAAAAUAUAAGGAAGCAGCUCUGCAAGCAAAAGAAACUUAUAUCAAACUGAGAAAAGAGAGAGAUUAUCAUAGGAUGCAUCAUAAAAGAGUUGUACAAGAGAAGAAUAAAUUAAUUCAGGAUAUUAAAAAAUUGAAGCAUCAUUACGCGUCUUAUGAACCAACUUUGAAACAACUCAAAAGUAAAUAUGAAUCUGCGAUGAAAGAGAAAAUGUUAACUAGAUUAGAAAGAGAUAGAGCAGUUGGACAAAUUCAGGGAUUACAAUCCACUAUUCGGACAAUGGAAACCUGCAGAACUGGAAGUUCUAGAGAUCAAGAAAGUGAAGGAUUAAGACCUGUACAGAGAGGUAGUGCUGUGCUAAUGGUUGAUGAAAAGGGUCGUGGACCUACUCAAAGAAGUUUGCUGAAGGAAAGAAGCAGCGCCAAUAAUGAUGGUGAAACAACUCAAUUGAGACCAGAUAUUAAUCAGAGAUCCCAAUUCCCAAUCGACACAAGAGUCAAUCCACUUUUGAACGAAGUUCGACAAUCGGCCCACACUAAGAGAGCAGGUGGUUUAAGACUAUCUCAUAGUUUCCAAGGACAUUCUCACGCUAUUAGCGGGGUCAAAAUGCAUCCAAAGAAACAAAUCCUAGCAACUGCUAGUGACGAUUCCACAUGGAAAUUAUUUACAGUACCAGGAGGAGAACUAAUUAUGACGGGAGAAGGGCAUCAAGAUUGGGUUUCUGACUGCGAUUUUCAUCCUGAUGGCACGAAAUUAGUAACGGGAAGUGGAGAUACAACAGUAAAAAUAUGGGAUUUUACGAAGGGUAGUUGUAUGCAUACUUUUAUGGAGCACAAGCACGCAGUUUGGGGAACAACUUGGCAUUCCUGCGGAGAUUUUAUUGCAACAUGUUCUAUGGAUAAUACAUCAAAAAUUUGGGAUAUUAACUCUCUAGAAUGUAGACAUACUUUACGAGGACACGCUGAUUCUGUUAAUAGCAUAGAGUUUUUAGCCUACUCUAAUACUUUGUUAACGGCUUCAGCUGACAAGACAAUUUCUCUAUGGGAUGCUAGAACGGCAAUAUGUGCACAAACAUUCUACGGUCAUAUGCACUCUGUUAACAGUGCUUGUUUCAACUUAAAGGGAGAUACUGUGGCAUCUUGCGACAGCUAUGGAGUUGUUAAACUUUGGGACGUAAGAGCUGUUGCACCAAUGCUUACUAUUGAUGUAGGCCCGCAUCCAAGUAAUAAAGUCCAGUUCGAUCCUUCCUCUUCCGUUCUUGCUAUUGCUUGCAACGAUUCAAUCGUUAGGAUUUACGAAGUCGCAACAGGAAAGAUAUCUGAAUUAAUUGGCCAUACUGAUGCCGUCCAGUGCUUGACAUUCGACAGAGCAGGAGAGUUCUUAGUGACUGGAGGAAGCGACUUGAACGGUUACGGAAUUGAAGAUUUAUUUCCAGUAAGAUUGGAAUGCUUUGGAUCAUUUGCCCUUAAAAUAUGUACAAAAGAUACUGAUGUUGAUCUGGCAGCUAUAGUACCACAAGGUCUCGACAAACUAAAUGAUGAUAAUUUUUUUGAUGAAUUUGCUGAUUAUCUUAAAAUACACGAAACUCUAUUAUUAGAUGAUUUUCGGGUCGUUAAGAAGGCAAGAGUUCCAAUCAUCAAACUGUGGAUAGAGGGAAUAGAAAUUGACAUUACUCUUGUUCGACCGUCCAAUGACGUUCUUUAUAAAGACUUGGGCUCUCGUAAGUAUAUUACUGGAAUGAAUGAAACUUCGAUUAAAAGUAUUUCCGGUCUUCGAGAUUUAAAUUGUAUAAUGAAAUUCUUGGAAGCUAACGAUAUUAAUAAGAAAAUGUUUAUAAACUUUAACGCUACCAUUAAAUUUUGGGCUAUAAAAAAGGGCGUUUAUAGUACAGUUCUAGGAUUUUUCUCUGGGGCGUCACUAAUCCUAAUGGUUCUCUUUGUACUUAAAGAGAAUAACACUGUUACCGAUUUGAAAACUUAUAUACAAUUAUUCUUUUCCACCUUUGCGAAAUGGAAUUGGAAGAUUCCACUAACUUUGGAGAAUCCUUAUAAUGAUCCGCCUGAUUUUAUAAAAAAUUUUUCUGAAAUGAUUAUUCAUACUUUGUCUAGUCCGAGGAAGAAUUCAAUUAAUUCUAGCAAAUCAUCUUCGGCCGCAAUUAGGAAAGUUUUGUCAGAAAGUCAUCAAACUUCCGAGAUCGAUGAAGGAUUAUUCGAAAAGAAAAAUUGGAUUGAUGAAUACAAUCAUUUUAUAACCAUAACUGCAAUCUUUGAGACGAAACAUCCGGAUGACAAAACCACCAAGCAUUUAGAUGAUUGGGCAGGAUUUAUUAGGUCAAGAAUAUUAAGAUUUUCAAUUGAACUUGAAAAUAUGAAAUAUGAUGAUAAAGAGAUUUUUAGCAUUGUUCAGCCAAUACUUAACAACGAUAGGGAGAUGUUUAUUACGUCUGACAGCCGUGUUUGGCUAUUAGGUCUGGAAUUUACUUGUAAUUUUCAAAUGAAUCAUUUGAAUUUAUCCCAGCCUACAAGAGCCUUUACUUGCGAAUUAAAACAAUUAGCUACUGAAAGAGAAAUAUAUAAAUCUGGAAUGAAAGUUAAAGUAGGAUACUCGAAUCGAAAUAAAUUGAACAGCCUAGGAAUCUUUGAAUAA